Molecule: messenger RNA, 3006 nt
Organism: Cephus cinctus (wheat stem sawfly)
Lineage: Eukaryota; Metazoa; Arthropoda; Insecta; Hymenoptera; Cephidae
Gene: ksr
Product: kinase suppressor of Ras 2
Exons: 15
Coding region: 192-2873 (893 amino acids)
Biological process (GO): protein phosphorylation
Molecular function (GO): ATP binding; protein kinase activity
Source: RefSeq, a predicted model, not a curated record
AGCCGGGAUCGUCUGACGUCACUGAUAGGCCGCCAAGAUGGUUGUCAAUGUUGAUAAGUGGUUUGGUUACUUGUAAAGUCGGUGAUAACGUAGUGAGGAACUCGGAAGGGGUGCCGGGUUGGGCAGGCAGUAUGUCGUCAGGACAAUAGAGCAGCGAAGGGCUCGCUACGAGGAGGAAGUCAAGAAGAGGAAUGGCGGACGGUGAAGAGCCAGAGCAGGAGAUACGACGAGCCUUGGACGUCGUUCAAUCCAUGAUUGACAUCUCGGCCGAUCGGCUCGAGGGUUUGCGCACUCAGUGUUCCACUAGUGCCGAACUUACUCAGCAAGAAAUUCGAACUCUCGAGGGCAAACUCAUCAAGCUAUACUCCAAACAACUUGUCACAAAGGCAAAACUUUCAGUUGACUUACUGCCUGCUGAAAUGAGACAGUAUCCAUCACUGCAACAAUGGUUGAGAGUAGUAGGACUUAAUCAGGAAUCUAUACAGAUGGUAUGCUCGAAAGCACACUCCUUAGAGGCAUUGAAGGAAAAGUCUGAACAUGAAUUAGGAAGUAUGCUGGGUGAAAACAAUAUUCGCCAUGAAGAAGAAUUGCGAAGACUUUGUCGAGCUUUGCACAAUCUACGCCGUUAUAUGGAUGUCCUGCUACGUGGUGAUAUGGAUAACAGCGAGAUGAAUCUGUACUGGGAUUCCUGGGAUCGUCACCAUAUGCGUACUGGUCCAUCGCCAAGGCCAAUACGAUCUAGAGUAACACGUAGCUCAGUUCCUUCUGAAGAUAGCAUUCCGUACCACAACAACAACAACAACCUCAACGAUACAUUGGGCCAGGCAUCAUCGGUGAUGUCACUUUCAACUAGUCCACCAACUACACCUUUGCUCAUGAGACAAGUCGGUGUAAAAUUCCCCACAACCCCACCACCCGGCAAGAAACAUCAGAUUGGAUUGCAAAGUACAGUGUCGCAACCUGAAGUUUUUCCAUUGACCAAAUCUAAGUCGCACGAAUCCCAGCUGGCGAAUCGUCUUGAAAAUGGAGAAACAGCUUCCAGUGGUGGAAAUGAGCAUCAAGUUACUGGCAGAAGAAGCAGAUUACCUACAGAGCCUGGUUCUUGUAGCAGUACCGCAGAUAUUACAGGAGAGAGUCUCUUGCCAAACAGUAAUAGUCCUAUAAAGUCUCCACCAUAUUCCAGCGCAGACAGUGAUGACAACAGUUUUAAAGGAACUGUUACGAGUCUCCAGGUGCCAAAGUCUCCAAGGACUCCAACAGUGACUCGUGGCAUGGGUCAUAUAAUAGCUCAUCGAUUCACAAAGACUUUCAAGAUGAUGACUACUUGCGAUUACUGCGAUAAACAGAUGUUCAUUGGGACUGGCCUCAAGUGCAAGGAGUGCAAGUAUAAGUGUCACCGAGACUGCGAGUCAAAAGUACCACCUUCUUGUGGACUUCCUCAGGAACUUUUUGAUGAAUUUAAAAGGACUCUCCAAGCUGAUGGGAUGGUCAACGUUUCGCCCAUCCUAAGCAAGCCAGGCAUUACUUCGCCGAAUCAUCAUAAUUCUAACUUACUAACUUCAUUAAAUAGGAGAGAUCGCAAACGUUCUCAUCCACACGCUUCUAUGAACAUCCCAUUUCAGGGUGCAGAUUCUAGUUCAAAUACUUCGAGCUGUAAUAGCUCAACGCCUUCUAGUCCAGCUUUGCUUCCUACAAAUGCGACACAAACACCGCAGGCUUCUGUAAAGCAACAAUUUCACUUUCCAGAUGUCACCUUGAAUGACAAAGGAGUAACUUUGGAAACUCAUCGACUGGAAGGUACAACAGUAUCGAGUGACAGUGAAAGGACAGUCAGUAUUUCUGGAUCUGGUAGUGUCAGUACAGAUUCUGAAAGAACUCCAGUGCGAGUUGAUUCUCAGGAUUCACAAGUCUCAGAUGGAGAACCUGGUGAUAGUCGUUGGCCUAGACAGAACAGUUUAUCCAUGCGUGAGUGGGACAUUCCCUAUGAUGAACUCAAGAUUGGUGAACCUAUUGGUACCGGUCGAUUCGGUACAGUCUACAGAGGAAACUGGCACGGCGACGUAGCAAUCAAAGUAUUGAACAUGGACUAUUACCUGGAUGACGACAAAACCCUAGAAGCAUUCAAAUUAGAGGUGGCAACAUUCCGAAAAACCAGACACGAAAAUCUAGUUUUAUUUAUGGGAGCUUGCAUGAAGCCUCCUCGCUUGGCGAUAGUGACUAGUAUGAGCAAAGGCAUGACUCUCUACACUCACAUUCAUCUGCGUAAAGAUAAAUUUAAUAUGAAUAAGACCACUAUCAUCGCCCAACAGAUCUCUCAGGGAAUGGGAUAUCUCCACGCACGUGGAAUAGUCCAUAAGGAUCUCAAGAGUAAAAAUAUUUUUUUGGAGAACGGCAAAGUCGUUAUUACUGACUUUGGCCUAUUCAGCGUUACCAAACUCUGUUACGGGAACAGAAAAGGAAAUGGUCUCAGUAUACCACCUGGUUGGCUGUGCUAUUUAGCCCCGGAAAUAGUCAGACGUUUGAGACCUCAGCAAAAUCGUGAUCAGGAGGAACUUCCGUUUACGGAUGCUUCUGACGUUUAUGCAUUUGGAACUGUCUGGUAUGAGCUUCUAUGCGGCGAGUGGCCUUUCAAGGGCCAACCACCUGAGGCAAUUAUUUGGCAGGUGGGUAAAGGAAUGAAGCAAACCCUGGCUAAUCUACAGGCAUCCAGAGACGUCAAGGACAUAUUAAUGCUAUGUUGGUCCUAUCAUGCGGAGAAUCGACCUGAUUUUGCUAAAUUAUUGACCACCCUGGAUAAACUGCCGAGAAAGAGAUUGGCACGCAGUCCUUCACAUCCUAUUCAUCUUUCGCGCUCUGCUGAAUCUGUCUUCUGAGAUUCGUAGCUCAUCUAAAAAGCUAUUCACACUGUUCUCGUAGUGUACAUAUUAUAAAUACGUAUAUCGCUGUGCAGUUGUCGCCCGAUCUUUGUUCGUGAAAGGUCUAAUAAAAAUAGCUAAUUGGUCCGAG